UAUUUGUAACACAUGUCUCGGUGGCAACCUCAAACUAUCACUACUUCUUCUUCUUCUUCUUCUUCUUCUCUUUUGUUACUGUGAAAGACCCUUUAAUGGAACUGACUCUGAGGCUCGCUCCUUCGCCUUCCACGUCGUCGCUUCCAGCAGCACUUGCUAACUGCUCCAAGCUGUGUGAGUUUCAGCCAAGGAAGAAGAAGCUAUCGUGCUUCGACGCCGUGACUAGAGUUUCCCUCUCUGUGCGUUGUGUGAAGGCUUCGGCUGAGCGAACCGGUGACGCAAUCGACGAUGGGGAGACUCGGAGCGGCUUCACCACACCUGCCAUGGAGGUCACCACAUUCAAUCACACCACUUUCAACGACGCUGACUUUCCCGUUUGGGAAAAGAUUGGCGCUGUUGUUAGACUCAGUUAUGGCAUCGGGAUUUACGGUGCCAUGGCUGUUGCGGGGAGUUUUAUAUGUUCGAUUACGGGAAUUGACUCUCUUGGGGGGUUUCAUCUUUCGUUAGAUGCCAUUUUGGAAGGGCUUGGAUAUGCGGCUCCUCCAAUUAUGGCCCUUUUGUUUAUACUCGAUGAUGAAGUGGUGAAGCUAUCACCCCAUGCCCGUGCCAUCCGAGAUGUAGAGGAUGAAGAACUCUGGAGUUUUUUCUAUGGGAUGUCCCCUUGGCAGUUUAUACUGAUGGUUGCUGCAAGUUCAGUUGGAGAGGAACUCUUCUAUAGGGCAGCUGUUCAGGGGGCAUUGGCUGAUAUAUUUUUACGAGGCAGUAAUCUUAUAACAGAUGCUCAAGGAAUGGCAUCCUUGACAGGGGUACUGCCUCCAUUUGUUCCAUUUGCUCAGGCAUUUGCAGCAGUACUUACAGCUGUCCUUACUGGUUCUCUCUAUUACAUGGCAGCCUCUCCUAAAGAUCCUACUUAUGUUGUUGCACCUGUUUUACAAUCACGCUCUGGUCGUCAAGAUUUGAAAAAGCUAUUUGAAGCCUGGUACGAGAAACGGCAAAUGAAAAAAAUCUAUUCCCCACUUCUGGAAGGAUUGCUGGCCCUAUACCUAGGCUUCGAGUGGAUCCAAACGGAUAAUAUUCUUGCUCCCAUUAUAACACACGGCAUAUACUCCACAGUGAUAUUGGGACAUGGCCUUUGGAAGAUACAUGACCACCGGCGUAGAUUACGUCAAAGAAUCCAACAACUCAAAUCAGAAGAAAAACCUCCAACUACAUUUUGAGAUAUACUCCAUCACUGAUUUUGGAUAAAAAAACAAUUGUAUAUUAGAGAUGUUAGAUGUUAUAUAAAGAGAAUAUAUGUAUACUUGUGGUAGUUUUGGCCUCGUACAUACAGAAUAUGCAGGCUUUUUUGACUUUUGAUAACGGAAAUUUCGAAAUAAGAAUUGUAACUUUUUUCCCCUAAUAAAAAGGGAUAA
Cajanus cajan (pigeon pea) is the source of this 1412-nucleotide messenger RNA. RefSeq lists its product as uncharacterized. Gene Ontology annotation, molecular function: metalloendopeptidase activity. Gene Ontology annotation, cellular component: membrane. The record is from RefSeq and is a predicted model, not a curated record. Lineage: Eukaryota; Viridiplantae; Streptophyta; Magnoliopsida; Fabales; Fabaceae. Gene Ontology annotation, biological process: CAAX-box protein processing.